This is a messenger RNA of Abrus precatorius (Indian licorice), 948 nucleotides long. Its product is annotated as peroxidase 64. The record is from RefSeq and is a predicted model, not a curated record. Gene Ontology annotation, molecular function: heme binding; peroxidase activity. Gene Ontology annotation, cellular component: plasmodesma; plant-type cell wall. The transcript is spliced from 4 exons. The coding region runs from base 1 to 948 and encodes 315 amino acids. NCBI's taxonomy places the organism in Eukaryota, Viridiplantae, Streptophyta, Magnoliopsida, Fabales, Fabaceae. Gene Ontology annotation, biological process: hydrogen peroxide catabolic process; response to oxidative stress.
AUGGCAGCUAUUAUCACAGUGAUGCUCAUAACAUUGUCCCUCGCUUCUCUUGCUAGUGCACUAAGUGUGAAUUACUAUGACCAUACGUGCCCUCAGGUAGAGUCCAUUGUAGCUGGUGCUGUACAUAAAGCAACCAUAAAUGACAAAACUGUCCCUGCUGCUCUGCUUCGGAUGCAUUUUCACGAUUGUUUCAUAAGGGGAUGUGAUGCUUCUGUUCUUCUGGAAUCAAAGGGAAAGAAUAAAGCAGAAAAGGAUGGGCCUCCUAACAUUUCUUUGCAUGCAUUCUAUGUAAUUGACAACGCCAAGAAAGCAGUGGAAGCCGUUUGUCCCGGGAUCGUGUCUUGUGCUGAUAUUUUGGCUCUUGCUGCUAGGGAUGCUGUUACUCUGUCUGGAGGACCCACUUGGGAUGUACCCAAAGGAAGAAAGGAUGGAAGAAUAUCAAAGGCCAUUGAAACCAGACAAUUGCCAGCUCCCACAUUCAAUAUUUCCCAGUUACAACAAAGCUUCUCUCAAAGAGGCCUUUCCUUGGAUGAUCUUGUAGCCCUCUCAGGAGGUCACACGCUCGGGUUCGCUCAUUGUUCAUCCUUACAGAACAGAAUCCACAACUUCAGCCCCAAACAAGACAUUGAUCCAUCAAUGAACCCAUCAUUCGCAAGCAGGCUCCGAAGUAUAUGUCCCUCACCGAACAAGGUAAAAAACGCAGGAGCCCCAUUGGAUUCUAGUUCCACCUUGUUUGACAAUGCUUAUUACAAGCUACUCCUUCAAGGAAAGAGCAUAUUCUCUUCUGAUCAAGCCCUUCUCUCUCAUCCAAACACUAAAGCUUUGGUUUCCAAGUUUGGUCAUUCCCAAGAGGAAUUUGAAAGAGCCUUUGUCAAGUCCAUGAUCAAGAUGAGCAGCAUCACCGACGGUGGACAAGAAAUCAGGCUUCACUGUAAAUUCGUUAGAUGA